AUGCCCAGCUCACUGUUAGCCGACUGCAGCGUGCAGGGAGAUGCGCUGGACGACCAAAGAGCCCUACAGAUUGCUCUAGACCAGCUGUCUCUGCUUGGUUUGACUGCCGACGACAAUCCGCUGUGCGACGACAGCGAUGAACCCAGGAAAAGGAGUGUCAAUAUGACUGAGUGCGUUCCUGUGCCCAGCUCCGAGCAUGUGGCCGAGAUUGUGGGGAGACAAGGUUGUAAGAUUAAAGCCCUGCGAGCAAAGACCAACACCUACAUCAAGACUCCAGUCCGAGGUGAGGAGCCAGUUUUCGUCGUGACGGGCAGAAGGGAGGAUGUGGCGAUGGCCAGGAGAGAGAUCAUCUCAGCGGCAGAGCAUUUCUCAAUGAUCCGAGCUUCCAGAAACAAAAACGCCAGUUCAAACGGGAGCGGCACUCAGAUCCCCGGCCCCCCCAACCUACCUGGACAGACCACCAUCCAGGUGCGAGUCCCUUACCGCGUUGUCGGUCUCGUCGUGGGCCCGAAGGGCGCUACGAUCAAACGCAUCCAGCAGCAGACCCACACUUACAUUGUAACUCCCAGUCGCGAUAAGGAGCCUGUGUUUGAGGUGACGGGGAUGCCGGAAAAUGUGGACCGAGCCCGCGAGGAGAUUGAAGCUCAUAUCGCCGUGAGAACAGGGGGUCUUAUCGAGGUCCAGGAUGUCAACGACUUCCAUGCUAAUGGAACAGACGUGGGGUUUGAUCUGAACGGGCAUCCCGCUAAGUGGUCCAAGCCCAGCGUCAGGACGACCCCCACCUCUGUUCGCAAACCCUUUUCUAAGUACCGCAAUGACUCCUCCUCUUCGCUAGGAAGCGCCUCCACUGACUCUUACUUUGGCACUAACCCUUGCCGCAUGGCGGACAACAGCCCUCCAAGCCCUGCAAUAAGUUACACAACCAACUACAAUAAUAAUAACUACAAUAAAAACAAUAUCAACGUCAACACAAAUGCACAAUUUUUUGUUUAUGCAAAUGAGGCAAUGUCUCCUGACUGCAAUGAUCUGACAUUUGAUUCCCCGCCAGUGCUGGAACCAACGCCAGCCCAACUUGGGAUUUUCUGGUCGCAGUGCGAAAAUCAACCCGUUUCUUUUUCACCUGCCAACUCCAGUGGGGUGAGGGCGAAUCAGAGAAAUAUGAACAAAGACGGCGGAUCCCAGCCCAGAAUUUCAUCGCCUCCCCACAAUGGUACCAAGGAGUACCUGUUAGCCCGCAGUGAAGACCUGCUCAGUUUCUCCGGCUAUGUCAAAACUGUCGUUUCUCUGACCAACUCUCACCUUCCUUGUGUUCCGUUCGACUCCUCUUCGUCAUCCUCCUCUUCCUCAUCCACGAGCCGUAAAGGCAGCCGAGACUGUUCUGUGUGCUUUGAAAGCGAAGUCAUUGCAGCGUUGGUCCCCUGUGGGCACAACCUCUUCUGUAUGGAUUGUGCCAAUCGUAUCUGUGAGCGAAGCGAGCCCAAAUGCCCUGUCUGCCAAAGCAGCGUUACUCAGGCUAUACGUAUAUUUUCAUAA
This is a messenger RNA of Nerophis lumbriciformis (worm pipefish), 1533 nucleotides long. NCBI's taxonomy places the organism in Eukaryota, Metazoa, Chordata, Actinopteri, Syngnathiformes, Syngnathidae. The record is from RefSeq and is a predicted model, not a curated record.